Molecule: messenger RNA, 1163 nt
Organism: Gasterosteus aculeatus aculeatus (three-spined stickleback)
Lineage: Eukaryota; Metazoa; Chordata; Actinopteri; Perciformes; Gasterosteidae
Source: RefSeq, a predicted model, not a curated record
UGCUGUCAACUUGACGUUUCCGCUCUGAAGGUCGCUCAAAAAAUGACCAGAGUUAACAGCUUGCAAAUAGUUAUCCGUUAACGUUUGAACUCGUCGGUUUUUCACGGUGAGCGGGAACUGGCAACUUCCGGUCACGGUUUGAACAAAGACACUCGUCUCCGGAUCAUCGGGUGAUGCUAACGUGCUAACCAUCCAGGGGUGCCGAAGGUUAGCUUCUAGGCUAACCGAGCAGAGGUCUUCCCUGUUAUCAGUUAGCUCCGUUAGCCGCUAGCUGUUAGCAUGCAGUGUGUUAACGUUCUGAAAAAGAGAAGUCUGGAAGCGGAAGUGGAGCCGUGGAGCUGCAGACCGAAGCGAGUGUGUUUUGGGGCGGAGCUCCAGGUGACCGAGUGUCCAAUGGAAACGUCCCACACCUUUACAGUAUCCAAUCAGCAGCAAGAACAGCAGGUCCGUGUGGGUCGGUCCAGAUCUCCUCUGCUCUGCUGCUCCAGGUGUCUCGGAGGAGAACCAGUUCUCUGAUGCUGCGAUUGGUCUCCCUCACCCCAUCAGUACCUGACAGUGGUGGUCCGUGUCCAGUCCGUCCCACAGACUCAUGAACUGGGCCUUCAUCAUGGCCGUCGCUUCGUGGUCCGAGCUGGAUCGGCUCCUGAGGAACGAGUCUGUUACAGACAUGAAGUCAGUAUUAAUGCUCCGAUACCGCUAGUUAGCUUAGCAUAAAGACUUGAAGCAGGUGGUAACAGCUAGCCUCACUCUGUACAAAAGACGGCUAAAUGUCCAGAGAUAUUUUUAAAAGGGUACUCAUCAGUUUCAGACAUUGACCCCGGCCACCACCCGCCCCCCAUUGAUUGACAGGUGCGUGUCACCUAUCUCGUCGACAAAGAUGAUGGACGGCUGCAGUUUGACAGCCAAUGAGAAGACAGCAGCCGCUAGCUUCUGGGACUCCCCAUACCACUUGUCAGUCAGCGUGCUGGGCUGCAGGUUAAUGAAGCGAAACCCCGCCUCCUUGGCCGUCGCCUUGGCGAUGAGCGUCUUCCCACAACCAGGUGGUCCGUACAGCAACACACCUGUUACCAUGUCGACACAAGUAAAGGAGUCAGUUCUUCAUUAACGAAAUCUGCAGCCAGAUGUUUUUCACUAAACUGAUCUGGAUUAACUUCUGACCUUUA